Molecule: messenger RNA, 715 nt
Organism: Hippocampus comes (tiger tail seahorse)
Lineage: Eukaryota; Metazoa; Chordata; Actinopteri; Syngnathiformes; Syngnathidae
Gene: pvalb7
Product: parvalbumin 7
Exons: 5
Coding region: 102-443 (113 amino acids)
Cellular component (GO): cytoplasm
Molecular function (GO): calcium ion binding
Source: RefSeq, a predicted model, not a curated record
UGAAAUUUAAACAGAGGUACGGGGCUGACAGAUCACUGCUGCCUUUGCUGUCCGCUUGGCUCGCAGCGAGUGAGGAAGAUCGGGAUCAACUUCACGGGACGAUGUGUGCUGACAGGAUGGUGAUGACGGACCUGUUGAAAGCGGAGGAGAUCAAGAAAGCGCUUGAUGCCUUUGCAGCAGAGACGUUCGACCCGAAAAAGUUCUUCGACUUGGUGGGAAUGACGGCAAUGUCGGCCGAGAGCGUCAAACAGGUCUUCCGGGUUCUGGAUGUGGACGGAAGUGGCUUCAUCGAAGAGGAGGAACUCAAGUUUGUUCUGAAGGGCUUCUCAGAGGACGGCAGGGACUUGACAGACGAUGAAACAAGAGUGUUCCUCAAAGCCGCAGACAAAGACGGGGACGGCAAGAUCGGCAUUGACGAGUUUGAAGCGAUGGUGCAUGAGUAGGAGACAGCGGGACGUCCUCCUAUUUCUCCACCUCCCUGAAUUCAUAGUUUGUACCUGCCACCAUCAAACUUCUCUCACAUCCCCGGGGGGAACCUACGCAUGGAGUGGGACUGGCCUGACCGCUCACCCACGACACCAGGCAGCAUCCUACAGGAGGUGUUACCAGAUUUGGGUUUCAUGUUUUUUUUGUUCGGUAUCAAAUGUACUUCUGUAUCGGGUAACAAUCAUUCUUGAUGAGCUCAUAAAGAUAGCUUGGUGCUAGUGCUGUUGUA